ACAUUUUCCAGAACAGAGAACGCCAUCAUGGAGAAACUUUCUCCAGAACUCCUGAAGAUCCUGGACGACCUAACCCUCGAUGACUUUAUUAAAUUCAAAUGGUUCCUGAAGCAGGACAACAUGCUGGAAGGACAAACCGGCAUCGCAGCAGCUGAGCUGGAGAACACAGGAAGGUGCAACACUGUCGAUCUGAUGGUCGGCAAAUAUAAAAUGUCUGGAGCCAAGCGUCUAACCAUGAACAUCUUAGGAGAGAUCGGAAGGCUGGACCUGGUGGAGCGGUUGAAAAACUUCAACCCAGAACCAAGAGACGUCAACAUCCACGUCCUGAGCUACGAGAUGGAAGGCAUCGGCGAGAAGAUGGCCGAGCUGGAGAAGCUGCGGGAGUUUGCGGUGGACGUGACGCUGGAUCCCGACACGGCGCACCGGGACCUCGUCCUGUCCGGCGACGGCAAACAAGUGUACGACACCGAUGUGACCAAAGACCUACCGGACAGCUCCAAGAGGUUCGACAAGUGCGCCAGCGUUUUGGGGAAAGAGUCCUUGUCGGGAAAAUUUUACUUCGAGGUCGGGGUCGAAGGGAAGACCGCCUGGACCGUUGGCGUGGCCAAAGAGUCCGUCAACAGGAAGGGAGAUAUAAUAGUGACUCCAGACAAAGGAUUCUGGACCAUUUGGUUGAGAAACAAAGUCUACGAAGCGAUCAACAGCCCUUCGGUGCGUCUCAACCUUAAAUCCCGCCUUCAGAAGGUGGGCGUCUUUGUGGACCACAGCAAAGGCCUGGUUUCGUUUUACAAUGUGGACACUGCAGACCU
This is a messenger RNA of Austrofundulus limnaeus, 809 nucleotides long. RefSeq names its product zinc-binding protein A33. The record is from RefSeq and is a predicted model, not a curated record. Gene Ontology annotation, molecular function: protein binding. NCBI's taxonomy places the organism in Eukaryota, Metazoa, Chordata, Actinopteri, Cyprinodontiformes, Rivulidae.